Molecule: messenger RNA, 390 nt
Organism: Haemonchus placei
Lineage: Eukaryota; Metazoa; Nematoda; Chromadorea; Rhabditida; Trichostrongylidae
Source: the annotation of a GenBank genome assembly
GAUAAAUAUCCGUCUAGGCUUACCAGGCCUUCUGUCCCCUUGGGGUCGGUAAUCAGGUACCAGACUCGUAAUCCGUCUGGUCAGACCCGAGGGAGCACUCGUCAGCAAGUUCAAAUCUUCGUCGAUCUUCAUCAUCAGUUACGCCAUCGUCAUCGGUGUGGGAAACGCACAGAAUCUGCAAUGGUUGUCACCAUCUCCACUCCGAAAAGACCGAUUUCGUUAGUUCGCUCAUCGUCUUCGAGUAAUAUUGCUUUAUGAAAAAGGUAGUGGGAAUUCUGUGCAAUCUGGUGAUAAGGGAAGUGGGUUUGGAUAAUCAAAAAGCAGCAACAUGCAUGAAUAUGAAGUUCAGGAUUUUUUCGAAGAUAGUAUCUUCUUGAAGACUGACGAUAA